AAAGAAACCCCUGUGGAGAGAAAGUGCACUGAGAAAGUGUUUAUUCCCGGUCGCAUGGGGGGGCCUGACUCACGGGGCGAGUUUAACAGGGUCACCGUAAGACACGGUGCUGCCAUAUAAAGGCACCGAAGGCCGUCUUGUGCCGAUCUGUGGACUUGCGGGUUGAGCAAUGAACUGGGAGGAGGACAGCGGCUGACGGACGGACAGACAGACCGACCACUGGAGGGAGGGACAGGAGAGACGGGGGCGCAGGGAGCAGGAGAGACGGAGCAGGACGAGUGAAGACAGCUGGAGACAUUCCUGUCAUGUGAAGAUCAGCACCAAUCGAACCUAUUGGAGGAAACAUGGAUUGAGUGGCUGGGGGGGUUUUGGUGCAGAAGAGGAGGCCCCCGUGGGGGCAGGGCAUCCCAGGAGGUCGGCAUGGGCGUGAAAGGCCGUGCGGCUCUUGCCGUCACCGUGCUCCUGUUCGUCCUCGGCUCCAUGUGGCUGCGACUGACCCCCCAUCGAGGUUUCGAACCUUCCUCACGGCUGUCUGACAAUCCAGACGGGGGCCUGGAUCAUCACUUGAGACCUUGUCUGAACAGCUACGUACAAGUUCACCUGCCCGGCAACGUGUCUGAUGGCAGGGUCGCAGGGGUCAUUGAGGAGGACACAGACAGCUUCACUCUGAGCGAAUGCCCCGGCCAGGAAUUCCAGGUGUCCCGGCUACUGUCCCACCUACGGGCCGCAGCGACCCCUGACUCCGACGUCCUGAUUUCGCCCUACCUCUCCAGCUGGGACGAGCUGAUCAAGUUCCUAAAUGCGCUGGGCCCCAUGGUGGGCCUCAUCUCCCAAGAGAUCGAGGGCAAAACCGGCAUCAUCCGGGAGCUGGCCCGUCGGGAGGAGGAGGAGCCAGAGGGGAUGAGGGAGGCAGGCAGCGACCGCCUCCACUUUGAGAUGGACAAGGACAGGAGUGACACAAUCCGCAGCGAGGGCAGUGAGUCCUACCGGUCAGUGCGCUCCAUGAUCAAAGCGGAGCUCCACCUCGGACUGGUCAACUUCCAGGAGCAGACGGACUCGGGUUGCCGCACACUGCUCAGACUCCACCGCGCUCUCCUCUGGCUCCAGCUCUUCCUGCAGAAGCUGGGCGAGAGCCCCACGCCCGGGGAUCGGCUCCAGAGCCCUUCGGAAUUGUGCCGCGAAGCCUACAGGGAGACCCUGGCGCAGCAUCACAGCUGGCUCGUCCGUCGCGCUGCUGAGAUGGCUUUCGUGGCCAUGCCGGACAGGAGCUACUUCUUCAGGCUGGUGUGCGCCCAGGACCAGAAGGGGGCGACGCUCGUGCUGAGAAAAGUGGUCAGGGCCAUUGGGGAGGUGUACACCCGCACAGAGCGGGCCUUGGAGGAGCAUGGCAUGUUGAAUUUGCCCUAGAGAAUCAGUUGGGGAAGGAUUGUUGGGUGUUAGAAAUCGCUCGGAUGUGACACGCUAUUGCUGGCCAUGUGAUCGGCGCUACAACCCUAUAUGUGAUACUCUCUAUAUGGCACAUCAGGCACGGGCACAUGCCGGUGGGUCUGUUGGAAUCCCAAAGUGCUGCCGCAGGGGGUCACAGCAGUCAGUGAGGACCACAGAAAACAGUUGAGGACCAUAGCUGGAUGUGGCACAGGGGGUCCGGUGGUUAAGCACUAUUGGAAAAGCACAGGUGACAGUAUUACAUGUAGGACAGGUUUUCCUGCCACAGCGACGGCCCUUUUUACACUGCCAUUCUAUCUCAGCCAAGCUCCUAAUUAAUUUGCACUACUUGCUGCUGACUGAAUAACUUAAUGGGCUCGAACUUCACAGGUCCAGGAGCACAGGUGAAGGACUCGACACCCUUUUGUGGUCAUGUAAGAUCAAACAGUCUCCACAAUUUCUCCACAAUUUCACACAAUUUCAGCUGAACUCAGUUUAAAGUACCCAUCCAUCCAUUUUCAGUAACCGCUUAUCCUGAGCAGGGUCGCAGUCAGCAGGAGCUUAUCCCUGAAGCAUUGGUUGCAAGGCUGAGGGGGCGGUAUGGCAGUCCACCACAGAGUAGCCAGACACACACAGUUAAUCUCCCAUUCACACAUUAAGGGCCAUUCAAUGUUACCGGUUCACCUGAACCGCAUGUCUUGGGACUGUGGGCGGAAACCAGAGCGCCCAGAGGUGGGGAGAACAUGUAA
Messenger RNA from Scleropages formosus (Asian bonytongue), 2174 nucleotides. RefSeq names its product glycolipid transfer protein domain containing 2b (gene gltpd2b). Lineage: Eukaryota; Metazoa; Chordata; Actinopteri; Osteoglossiformes; Osteoglossidae. Gene Ontology annotation, molecular function: ceramide 1-phosphate binding; ceramide 1-phosphate transfer activity. Gene Ontology annotation, biological process: intermembrane lipid transfer; ceramide transport. The coding region runs from base 421 to 1407 and encodes 328 amino acids. The record is from RefSeq and is a predicted model, not a curated record. Gene Ontology annotation, cellular component: cytosol; cytoplasm; membrane. The transcript has 5 exons.